AUGGCAGCAAUGAGACCAAGUUUACAGUUAUUGGGAACAAGUAGCAGUAAAUGUUUUUUUUCAUAUCAUUAUAAUAUGAAAACAUUUCAAAUUGGAUAUCUCGGUAUAGGACCUUCACGAAUAUCUGGAGGCUUUCAUUUACGUUAUCCUACAUCAUCACCUAUUCAUAUUUCAAAAAUAACAGCUACUUUAAUUGGUCAAGAAUCGGUUACUUUCAUUUUUCAUGAUGAUGUACAAAAUAAAAAAAACAUUUUUUAUUCUCAAACACAAUGUAUUUAUAAUUCUUCUUCAUCAUCAAAUUAUACCCCAAUAACUUCACUUGAUUUAAAUUUUGAUUUUAAAUUGGAUGAUGAUAUUCCUCCUUCUUAUUCAUCAUCUUCACAAGUUAAUAAUAUUCCAUUUUCUCAAGAUAUAAUAAAAUAUAAAAUCGUAAUUACCAUAUUUCGUAAAUGUAAUAUAUUCAAAUUACAAGGAAAAAAUAAGAUCGUUUCAACAAUUUGUCAGAUUGAUCGUUAUAGUCUACCUUCUGUAAUAAAAUCAAGAAAUACCGGUGGAUUAUUAAUGUAUCGUACUGAUUCAAAUAAGGUAUCCCCUAAUUCAAAAUUGGAUUUGGUUCAAGCUGAAGCUUUAUUAACUUCUGAAUAUAUAGAUAUGAAUAGUAUAAUGGUUAUACCUCUUAGUUUAGAUUUACCUGAUUCAAUUAUGAAAAUUGAAAAAAUUUAUGUUGUUAUUAAGGAAUAUCAAACAUUUAAAGAAUUUGGAAGGGAUAAGGAAAUCGUUUAUUUUAAUGAUUCUCAAAAAAUUUUAGAUUAUACUUUAUUAGGUGAAGAAAUUGAGAUUACUAAAUUCAUUAAUAAUAAAUGUUUAAUUGAAUUAAAAUUGGAUAUACCAGCUUUUGAUUGUACCAAUAAUAAGUUUCAAGCUUUUGAAGGGGUUAGAAUUAUGAAAUAUUUUAAUGUUAGACACGUUUUAAAAAUUAAGAUUAAAUUUGAGAAUGAGGGUCAAUUAGUUUUAAAAAGGGAUGUUUGGUUACAAAGAUCUUUAAGUGAAAAGAAAAUUUUGAAAGGUAGAGAGAAUGGUUCUAUAUAUUAA
This is a messenger RNA of Rhizophagus irregularis DAOM 181602=DAOM 197198, 1092 nucleotides long. RefSeq lists its product as uncharacterized. The record is from RefSeq and is a predicted model, not a curated record. NCBI's taxonomy places the organism in Eukaryota, Fungi, Glomeromycota, Glomeromycetes, Glomerales, Glomeraceae.